ACACCAAGAGAAAAAUUUUUUUUCCAAGAAACGAAAGCGAAAUCAACCUGCAAUUACCAGCAUAAAUCAAUCAAUCGGAAAAGCAGAGGCCACAACGAUCUCUCUCUCCAGUCUCGACUCCCCAGCUACCACCUCCUCUCCUCUCCUCUCUCCUCCAUGAGCUUUGCCUAGAUCACAGCUGGAUUUCUUGGCCGCAUCCUCCUCUUCUUCCAGGUCUCUUCCAGCUAGCUAGCUUGUUCUUCCCUUCCCUUUCUUUUUGCCUUGUGCGCGUGAGGAUCAGUGAGCUGUGCGGCUCUCUUUUCUUGUUCUUGCUGGACUGCUGCUGCCUUAAAAGAUCCUGCCUUUCUUGCUCACUUUCCCCGGAGGAGAGAGAGAGGAGAUCCACAUCUCUGAUGGUUCUUGGGAUCUCCUAGGAGUUGUUUCUACCUGUGCUGCUGCUGCUGAUUUCUUCUUCGAUUUGCUAGCGGCUGUGUGGUCGGAGCUCGUCUUCUUGGUUCGAGAUCUCGACACCUUCUGAGAUGGAUUUUUUCACCGAGUACGGUGAGGGAAACAGGUACAAGAUAGAAGAGGUUAUAGGAAAAGGGAGUUAUGGUGUGGUUUGCUCUGCUUUGGACACUCACACCGGUGAUAAAGUUGCUAUCAAGAAAAUCAAUGACAUCUUUGAGCAUGUGUCCGAUGCAACACGGAUACUUCGCGAGAUCAAGUUGCUUAGACUCCUGCGACAUCCGGAUAUCGUGGAAAUUAAGCAUAUUCUACUUCCUCCAUCAAGGAGAGAAUUCAAGGAUAUCUACGUUGUUUUUGAACUCAUGGAGUCUGAUUUGCACCAAGUUAUAAAGGCCAACGAUGACUUGACUCCUGAACACUACCAGUUUUUCUUGUAUCAGUUGCUCCGAGGACUGAAAUAUAUACACACAGCAAAUGUAUUUCAUCGAGAUCUCAAACCAAAAAAUAUCUUGGCGAAUGCUGAUUGUAAGCUCAAAAUAUGUGAUUUCGGCCUUGCAAGGGUAGCUUUUAGUGAUACUCCAACCGCCAUCUUCUGGACGGAUUAUAUUGCAACAAGGUGGUACCGAGCACCAGAGCUGUGUGGAUCUUUUUUCUCCAAGUAUACACCAGCAAUAGAUAUAUGGAGUAUUGGCUGCAUAUUUGCCGAGCUUUUAACCGGAAAACCUCUUUUCCCUGGGAAGAAUGUGGUUCAUCAACUUGAUAUAAUUACAGAUCUACUAGGAACACCUUCUCCAGAAACAAUAUCUAGGAUUAGAAAUGAGAAGGCAAGACGUUACUUGAACAGUAUGAGGCGGAAAAAACCUAUACCAUUUACACAGAAGUUCCCAAAUGCAGAUCCACUUGCAAUGCGGUUGUUAGAGAGAAUGUUAGCUUUUGAUCCAAAAGAUCGGCCAAGUGCUGAGGAGGCGCUUGCUGAUCCUUAUUUCAAGAACAUAGCCAAUGUUGAUAGAGAGCCUUCUGCUCAACCUAUCACAAAGCUAGAGUUUGAGUUCGAGAGGCGGAGAAUUACUAAGGAAGAUAUAAGGGAACUCAUAUAUAGAGAAAUUCUGGAGUAUCAUCCAAAGAUGCUGAGGGAGUUCCUUGAGGGAACUGAGUCCACUGGUUUCAUGUACCCAAGUGCAGUAGACCAUUUUAAAAAACAGUUUGCAUACCUUGAAGAACAUUAUGCCAAGGGAUCAACAGCAGCUCCACCUGAGAGACAACAUAACUCAUUACCAAGGCCUUGUGUUGUCUAUUCAGAUAACCGGCCACAAAGCACAGCCAGUGUCACUGAGGAUCUUUCCAGGUGUUUAAUCAGAGACAACAAUCUAAAAUCACAGGAUUCUGCUUCAGUCGGUGCAAGCAGAAUCCCUCAAGGUGCUGCUGCAAGACCUGGUAAAGCAGUUGGUUCGGUGCUGCGUUACGGUAACUGUUCGACAUCCGCUGCUGAGCAACAAUAUGAGCAGCGAAGGGUUGUUCGGAACCCAGCAAUUGCUCCAAACAGCAGUGUUCCUCUGGGGAGCUCAUACCCCAGAAGAAACCAGACCUGCAAGAGUGAAACAGGUGAUGUUGAAAGGAUCGAUUCCAGCCAAACCGGUCCACCGAAGCCAUAUGUGGCGAACAAACUGCCUGCUACCGUCGAUGGUCGGAGUGGCCACUGGUAAAUUUCUGCAGCGCACCAGCGAAAACGCUAGUUAUUACCACAGCAUCAGCAUGGGUUUAUUGUUCUAUGUAGUAAAUUCUUAGACAUUUAAAACAUGUCAUUCUGUACAGACUUGUAUUGUUUCUUGGGGGCUUUUCCAUGAUAAAAACAGUAGAAUUGUACUGCAAGCCCUAGUGGAUUAGGCUGCCUGUUUCUUCAUUUCUUCAUAGCUCAACCUCUGAAUGAUCUGGUACACAAACAAGAUCUCAUGGAAUUGGACAUCACAUGAUUCAGUUCGAAGGGGGUAUAGUGGAAACUGGAAGCAACAAGUGGACUGUAACAUUUUCUUGCUGAGAAAACAAGGGACUCUUUACUGACCUGACUGAUGCUGCUAUUCAAUUUAUUUUCCAAGUAAAUCCGAAGAAGGAUCAUGUAAACAGCACAAUGUUGGACAUUGCUUUAGUAUUUCGUUCUCAGGAACAUUGUUCCCUUUGCAGAGCUAGGAGCUGCAACUAUGUACUACUAUCUGACAUUGCUGUAACUUGUAAAACUUAAUUGCAUUUCAAGUAUUUUCCCUCCUUUAGCCUGUAAUUCAGCUCUAGUAUUUGAACUACUAUGUUUCAAA
Messenger RNA from Oryza sativa Japonica Group (Japanese rice), 2750 nucleotides. NCBI's taxonomy places the organism in Eukaryota, Viridiplantae, Streptophyta, Magnoliopsida, Poales, Poaceae. The record is from RefSeq and is a predicted model, not a curated record.